UACUGUCUUAACGAGUUACUGAACAGUGUUUGUUACAAGUGCAUCAACAUGAAGCCUAAUUUUGUACUAGUUUUGGCUCUUGUAGCUGCGAGCUCGGCUUCGCAAGGCAGCAAUAAAGAGAGACCGAAAAUCCCGGGGCCCGGAUUCACUCGAGUUUUCUCGGGCUUCGACAGCAGCGAAUACUACAUUGACUUCCUCGACUACGUGCCUGAUCUGGCAGCGUAUGGCUUCGACAACGUUAUUAGGAGUGCUUGUCAAACUGGAGUGUGGUUCUACUACGAACAAGUGCAGUACAACCAGGCGCCUGGGGCGGUGUACUGGAUGCACGGUAUCGAAUACUGCGGCAACUUCCCACUUGACUACGCUGACGUGACGUCAUCGCUGCGCUAUGCUGGAAGUCCCUACGGCCUCAACGACGACAGCUUCACGCUGUAUCAGGGCCAGACCUUCACCGGCUCCGAGUUUUGGGGUGAAACAAAUUCCGGCACGCUGGACUACAUGGACGCGGAUGGCUCAUCGCUGGUGCUCACGGGACGUUCGCCCUGGACGUUCUUCACCGGGACUCAGUACACUGGCACCGCCGUAUGCGUGUACCCGAGCACCGACCACGACGUAGGCAGCGACGGCACCUUACUGGACCUGGGACUCUUCACUUCCAUGUCGGACUUGGGCUUACCUGACAACUCGGUACGGUCCGUGGCGAAGGGCUGCUUCUCGAAGAAGGUGGUGCGAGGGCGGCCUCUGGAGGCUCUCCAUCGCAGUGCCAACGGUGCCAUGGGGCUCAUUAAAAUAACCCAAUGAUUCAUAUUGUUGUAGACCACCAGGUUCGCAUGAACUGUUGUAAUGAAUAAAAGUCUUUUCUGGUCAA
Hyalella azteca is the source of this 868-nucleotide messenger RNA. RefSeq lists its product as uncharacterized. The transcript has 6 exons. The record is from RefSeq and is a predicted model, not a curated record. NCBI's taxonomy places the organism in Eukaryota, Metazoa, Arthropoda, Malacostraca, Amphipoda, Hyalellidae. The coding region runs from base 49 to 801 and encodes 250 amino acids.